AUGGUUAUUCCCGAAGAAUCAUCUUCAUCAUCUUCUGCAAAGAAUGGACCUGUGCUGUCUCCGGAUGCCGCAUCGCCGCAGGUUGCUGCGCGUCCUCCUAAACCUCCAAAGGUUGAGAAGCCUAAACCGCGGCUAGUCGGACGUAAAGCUGCAUUAACGCUCACACCCGGAGCCGUACAAAGAUUACGCGCACUCUUAUCUGGACCUCACCCACAGCUUAUCCGUAUCGGUGUCCGGAACAAGGGCUGCGCAGGGAUGUCGUACCACCUUGAAUACGUCGAAAAACCGAGUCCGUUCGACGAAAUCGUAGAGCAAGACGGUGUGCGAGUACUUAUAGAUAGCAAGGCAUUAUUUUCCAUCAUUGGUAGUGAGAUGGACUGGGUUGAGGAUCGACUUAGUGCAAAGUUCGCAUUCAAGAACCCCAAUGUCAAGGAUGCUUGCGGUUGUGGAGAGUCAUUCAGUAUAGGAAACUGA
This is a messenger RNA of Fomitiporia mediterranea MF3/22, 474 nucleotides long. RefSeq lists its product as uncharacterized. The record is from RefSeq and is a predicted model, not a curated record. The transcript is spliced from 3 exons. The coding region runs from base 1 to 474 and encodes 157 amino acids. Gene Ontology annotation, cellular component: mitochondrion; cytoplasm. Lineage: Eukaryota; Fungi; Basidiomycota; Agaricomycetes; Hymenochaetales; Hymenochaetaceae. Gene Ontology annotation, biological process: iron-sulfur cluster assembly. Gene Ontology annotation, molecular function: 2 iron, 2 sulfur cluster binding.